Molecule: messenger RNA, 886 nt
Organism: Paralichthys olivaceus (Japanese flounder)
Lineage: Eukaryota; Metazoa; Chordata; Actinopteri; Pleuronectiformes; Paralichthyidae
Product: sorcin-like
Molecular function (GO): calcium ion binding
Source: RefSeq, a predicted model, not a curated record
ACCGUGAGGUUCUUCCCUUGUCCAGCCAAUCACAAGUCUCCACCUCUCUGAGCCAAUCAGAGUCGGUGUGUGUCCGCAGACCCACCCACGAGCCCCGUGUUCGUGUUUGUGAGUUUGUGAGUGUGAGCACGAUCUCGACCUGUCGCGUGGAAACUGAGGUCAUUUCUUCUUCUGUCAGGGGAAAUGUCGAAUCCCGGCUUCGGAGGAAACGUCGCGUCGGAUCCACUCUAUGGAUAUUUUGCAGCUGUUGCAGGACAGGAUGGACAGAUCUCGGCAGACGAGCUGCAGCGCUGCCUCACAGGGUCCGGCAUCUCUGGCUCAUAUCAGCCCUUCAGCCUGGAGACCUGCCGACUGAUGAUCAGCAUGCUGGAUAGGGACAUGUCCGGCACCAUGGGCUUUGCUGAGUUCAAGGAGCUGUGGCAGUCUCUGAACCAAUGGAAGACUACCUUUGUAUCGUACGACCAGGACCGCAGUGGAACAGUGGAGGGCCACGAGCUGCAGAAGGCCAUUGCCAACUUUGGUUACAGUUUGAGCCCUCAGGCCCUGAACAUCAUCAUGAAACGCUACAGCUUGAACGGCAGGAUCAGCUUUGACGAGUUUCUGAGCUGCUGCAUCAGACUGCGGAUCCUGACUGAUCAGUUCAGGAGAAGAGACACGGCCCAACGUGGCAGCGCCUCGUUUCAGUACGAUGAGUUCAUCCAGGUCACCAUGAGUGUUUGAAGAGGAAACAUUAAUUAACAGCACGUGAUCUUUAUAUGACUUAUACUUUUUAUCACAUCUCUUGUACUCACUGUAACAUUCCUUUUCAUGAUGAACGGGACACUCGUCUGGCUGUCACCCUUCCUUCUGUGUAAUGUAUGAAGUAAAUAAACAUGUAGCGUCUCCA